AUGAUCAAAGAGGCCGAGCGCGAUAUUGAUCUCACAGCUGCGGUGAAGAACAAUCCGAGUAAUGCGUAUGAUAUGAGCAAACAGACUAGGAGUAGCACUAAACUGCUGAAUAUGUCGGAUACAGCAGCGUCCGGCUCAGGUAAAUCCGCAGAUAGCAACACUCCGCAGAAGUUUGGAAGUGACCCCGAGCCCGGGUACAGCGGAAGCGCAACGGACCUACAAUUACUUUCUUCUCCUGAACUGGUUUUGGACGAGCUAUCGAAUUCCUUUCGAGUGGCGGGGAUAGUCUCGGCCGGCGCACGCACUAUAUCGGCAGCUUCAUCGGUAGAUCAUGUAAAUAUGGCCACUAACGCACCGCCAGAGGAAGGGAGGGACAAUAAAUAUGAUGAGGUUAGCGCCAUAAAUUCGUCGAAUGAUCUGCAGUUGUCAUUACUUGGGAAUAAUGAAUAUUAUGAGGUACCUAGACCAUCUGGUAACAGAAAAGUGUAUUCACAAUUACCAUCUCCUCCAGAUACGAAGGCAAGCAUCAAAAAGGCUAGCGCGGUCGGUGACCCUAAGCGAACCAAGAGGAAAUAUUCUAGAAACGGGUGUACUGAAUGUAAAAGAAGAAGAAUGAAAUGUGACGAAGGGAAGCCCAUAUGUUGGCAGUGUUCCCGCUUGAAUAGGGAGUGCAAGUACAUUCUAAAUGCUAGAAACAAGAAAAGAGCAGCAGCAAAGAAGCAACAGCCUGAAUAUAAUGUAAACGAUUACAGGACCACAUUAGAAAAGCCAGUACCAUCCGCGCAAUUCCAACUAAACUCGUUCACUAAUUCCCUUCCGAUUUCGAACCAUCCAGCGGUUAAUACACCUGACGAAGCCAUUAUUUAUAGUGAUGUUAAUUUAUUGCUGCAGAACUUUAACGAUAUCGUUAAUAUGAAGUUGAAUGACUCCUUAUUCAACUGUGGAACACUCAAUGAUGAUAGCCUCCACGAUCUGGAUCUUUCGACGACAUUUCAUACCAGUGCGGAAAUACCCAAGGUUCUGCUCUCUGAUUACGGAGACACAUCUGUGGAGUUUAAUACUUCAUUAGAGUCCUUCCAUCUGGGUCCAUUUCAUGAGAAAUAUCUUACUGUAUUUUAUCAUGACUGUUUAAACACAAUUGCCCCAUUCUUUGAGGGCCAAACAAACCCACUUCGUGAUAUUCUCUUAUCAUUUGCCAAAACAGAGCCAUAUCUGCUCUCUGCGAUACUGGCGGUUGGCGCGUCGGCAAGAUAUAGAAAAUUUGGCUGUGAAGAUGACGAGAAGGCAUACUGCAACUACCUUUCACAAUGUCUCAGUUUACUGGAUGAUCACUAUAGCGAAGAGAGUAAACUCAUGAGCAAAAUUGCCCCCAUCAUGUUAACUGUUAUACUGUUAGCAUGGGACAGCGUCUAUACAAUGAAUUCUCAAUGGCGUUCCCACUUGAAAGGCGUUACUGACCUAUUGAGAAAGACGGACUCCAUCCCGUCAACCAAGGUUCUCAAUGUCGUGAAAUGUUGGUUCAAGGUGAUAGAGACAUUUGCUGGUAUCAGCACUGUCAUUGGUGGUGCACUCCUUGAUGACGGUGAACUGGACGCUAUCUUUGAUCCAUAUAAUAACGCGUACCUUGCUGCACUCAAACAGCUUAGUAUUAUGACGCCGCUUCAUGAAUUCAAUCUGUUAAGAGGUCAUAAAGAAGACUUUGAUCUUGUUAUUAAGGAGGUUUUCAAGGCGCUAAAUUCCAUCCGGGCAUCAGAUAAAGGUGACACGUUCAAGAAAGAAGGCAUCAUGGGCAAGAGUUUUGAUUAUCUUCAGUGGUCAAGCAUGAUUCCGCCAGCGAUGAGGGAAAGGUUAAGCUAUCUAAGAAUACAAAAAAUCUUAACUGAUAUUGAUAGCCAGCUUUCAUACAAAUUUAUCGACAACAGCGGCAUUAUUCCUAUAAGCAACUGUUCGCAUCCUGAAAAUAGCCAUAUAGUGGAUAAUGCAAUCGAUACAGUCGUCCUCAAUGAUGGUAAAACAAUAGCGAUUAGCUGGUAUGAUAUAUCGCACCAGACGCAGGUUCUAUCUUUUCUACUAAUUGUGCUGCUCAAACUCCUGGGCAUUCCCAAACAGUCAAUUGUAAUCCAAGACGUCGUCAGGAGAAUUACGGGCUUCUUUUCCUUUCUUGAUAGCCCCGAUCCACCGAAGAAUCUUCGGAGCUGUUACUGCAAUUUUGCAAUAUUGAUUGCGGGCCUGAAUUCCAUUGAACAAGAAACCCAGGACAUAAUUAGAAAAUACUACAGGGCCUUCGGUGGGCAAUCCCAUACCUUGAUGAAAUAUAAUCUGGAGAGGUUGGAGCAGGUUUGGAGGUUGCAAGGCACAGAGGAUGCAUCCAGCAUAGAGGACAAGGAUAUUAUCACAUGGUAA
Molecule: messenger RNA, 2403 nt
Organism: Eremothecium gossypii ATCC 10895
Lineage: Eukaryota; Fungi; Ascomycota; Saccharomycetes; Saccharomycetales; Saccharomycetaceae
Gene: LYS14
Product: Lys14p
Exons: 1
Coding region: 1-2403 (800 amino acids)
Biological process (GO): positive regulation of transcription by RNA polymerase II
Cellular component (GO): nucleus
Molecular function (GO): DNA-binding transcription factor activity, RNA polymerase II-specific; zinc ion binding; transcription cis-regulatory region binding
Source: RefSeq, marked provisional